CGCCGGUAGGGACGUCGCCGGCCUCGACGUAAAAAUAGACGUCUCGGGGCGGGGCGGUUGUAAUCCCUGGCCGCAGGUGACAGGCAGGCGGAGGGAGGUCGGGCCCCUCGGGAGGCUUGGCUGGUUCACCAAAACGGGACCAGAGCCUCCAUCGCUUGCCUCCAGGUCUCAGGCGAGCUGACACUGCCGAGAAGUUUUACUUUAAGGAACUUCCACAAUGGGUGACAAGAACAACACUAGUAAAUCUUCAGAGAAUGGCGAUACAGAUGGUGGGGAAUAUGAAGAUGACUUUGAAAAAGACCUUGAGUGGUUAAUUAAUGAAGAAGAAAAAAGAAUUUCUGGUGAUAUACAGAAUCAUGAUGAAAAUGAAGAUGAUGUUGACGUGGAAAGUAUCUUUGGCAAAGACUUAGUAGAAGGUAAAGAAUAUGCACUAAAUUCUUCCCAAGAGGUUUUUGAACUCGAGAGGUUUGUAACAGGUGAAGAUGGAAGUGUUUCACGAGAACCCCCUCAGGACAUUCUGAAGGAUAAAGGGUCAAGAAAUGAAAUACGUACUGUAUAUGAUUUGGAAAAAAAGCAUUUGGAGCAGGCAUCUGAUAGUGAGAGUGAAAGUUCUUGCCAGGAAUCAAAGGUUGACCAGGAGGACUUGGAGGAUGAUGAAGAUAUAAAGCGAUACAUUUUAGGCAAAAUUGAAGAAGCCAACAAGCUUCUUUUGUCUCAGGAACCUCUGGAUGAAACAAAAGAACGGAAACUAAAAUUUAAGGAUGAUCUAGUAGAUCUUGAAGUCCCAUCUCUGGAAGUGUUGGAAACUGAUAGAGGUGAUCUUCAUAGGGAUAAGAAUAUUUCUGGUCGACUGUCCCAAUUGCGCAUUUCUACUGAUAUGGAACAAGAUAUUUCUCUUUCUCUUAAUGGUGGCACUGAUGAUGAGCACAAGGAUGGCAAAAUACUAGUAGAAAGAGAUGGAAAAUUUGAACUUCUGAGUAUCCGUGACAUUGAGAGCCAAGGUUUCUUUCCUCCACUAAGUGUUUCUUUCAGUGACAUUGAAACUCAGCACAUUUCUCCUAAAACUUCUUUUGGCACUAUCUGCCUAACAAAAGACGAGUCCUUGGUGCAAACACCUGUGACAUCUUCCAGAGAAGGGUUUGUUUAUGUUCCCCAACCACCACCCAUUCGGCCAAGCUCGGCUAUCAACAUUUCAAGAAACAUCGAUAGGAGGAAAAGUCCACGCAGGGUGCAGUCAGCAAAUGUGGGCCUUGGUGUAAGAAGCUCUACAUAUUGCCUGUCCCCAAGACAAAAAGAACUUCAAAAACAGAUCGAGCAAAGGAAAGAAAAGAUAAGGAAGGAGGAAGAAAUAAGGAAAAGAAGACUGGAAGACCAGAAAAAGAGAGAGAAUGAAAUGGUCUUCAAAGCUUGGUUGCAAAAGAAAAAAGGACAAAUGCAGGAAGAGAGAAGAAUUCAGCGUGCAAAAGAGCUUGAAGACUUAAGCAGCAGGCAGGAGAGUAGAAAUCCAGAAGAAGCCUAUAGGUCAUGGCUUAAGAAAAAACAAGAAGAGCAGAUGAAAGAAAGACAUAUACAAAUCCUGAAACAGCAGGAGGAAUGUAUGUUCUACCUUCCAAGAACAGUGGAAAACGAGAGAGCUUAUAAGCAAUGGUUAAGGAAGAAGAGACGGGAGAAACGAGAAGAACAAUUAGCUGCCAAAGAGCAUUCAAAGCAGCUUAGGCAAGAAGCAAGAAGAGCAAAACAGAUAGAGAAUAUUCUCUGUUCAAUUUCUGAACCAAGAUCUCUUCGUUUCACAGACCAAUAUAGCUGAAACUUAGAGAUACCAAGAGUCCUUCACUCUAUUUUGUAAAGUUGGAGUGGCCGCCUUUUGGAAGCAGCUUCUCUUCUGGUGUGUUUUAUAGUCCUUCAAUAAUGGCUUAAUUUUUCUCAAUCUUAUUAAUCUUUCCCCACUUUUAAACUUAGAAUUAUUCUCUGUUUGUGAAUGGGUUGAGAUGAGAUUGUUAGUUCUCCAGAGCAUUAAAUGGAAUAAAUGACCUUGUUGCAAUUGCAGUUUACAUCA
Molecule: messenger RNA, 2056 nt
Organism: Anolis sagrei ordinatus
Lineage: Eukaryota; Metazoa; Chordata; Lepidosauria; Squamata; Anolidae
Gene: CCDC181
Product: coiled-coil domain containing 181
Molecular function (GO): microtubule binding
Source: RefSeq, a predicted model, not a curated record